This is a messenger RNA of Patella vulgata (common limpet), 6740 nucleotides long. Its product is annotated as complement C3. Lineage: Eukaryota; Metazoa; Mollusca; Gastropoda; Patellidae. The coding region runs from base 78 to 5198 and encodes 1706 amino acids. The record is from RefSeq and is a predicted model, not a curated record. Gene Ontology annotation, cellular component: extracellular region. The transcript has 39 exons. Gene Ontology annotation, molecular function: endopeptidase inhibitor activity; protein binding.
CAAAGCCAGCAAGCUGGUGUAGAGUUAUUGUUAUAGUUCAGAAUACCAUUAACACAUGUUGAAAUGAAAGUGUAACGAUGGACUAUCGAGUAGUUAUAAUUGUUUUAGUGGGAUUAGUUUCUCUUAUAUCAACUAAUAAACAAAGUUUUUAUUAUGUCGUUAUAACACCCAAGAUAUUUCGCACAGAUACGGAUAACGUUGUAACUAUAUCAGCUUCAGAUGUGACGAAAUCACAAACAGUACAUUUAAUACUGAGUUAUGGCGAGAAACCGAAGCAAAAACAAGAACAAAAAAUAAAGAUAGAAAAAGAUGGGGUUCAGCAGACGACUUUUCGCAUUCAAUCGUCGGAUUUGCCGCCCACAGAGUCCAUGGUAUUUUUUGAAGUUCGUGAUGAUAUAGGUGGACCUAAACAGAGCAAAUCCAUCCCUGUUGAUAGAUCUAGUGGCCAUAUUAUGAUACAGACAGAUAAGCCUAUUUAUAAACCCAGAGAAACCGUAAAAUAUCGUAUUUUGGCUGUUAAUGAAGAUCAAAGUCCAACAACAAGAUCUGUAAGAGUUGACAUUACAAGCCCUAAUGGUAUCAUACUAGACAGAAUGACAUAUCCUGGUGAAGAAGCUUUCAAUGGUAAAACUUUCUUUCUUCCAGAAGAAGCUCAACUAGGAGUUUGGAACAUAUCAGCAUCUUUUGUUGGAGACGAAGGAGUUCAACAGACCGUAGAGUUUGAGGUUAAAGAAUAUGUUUUACCCACAUUUAAUGUUGAGAUUAAACCAAAGAUGACGAUUGUGAUGAAAUCGCUUCAUUAUAUAAUAAUUAAUGUUGAAGCAAAAUAUUCUUAUGGUAAAGGAGUAGAGGGACAUUGUGAUCUUCGAAUGGGUGUAGUUAAUGAUGAACAUGUAGCAUUGUUUAAACUACCCGAAGCAAGUCAGACGAAAACAUUGUCCAGGAAAGGAAAGACUAGAUUCUCUAUCAGGACAAAAUAUCUUGCAAACAGUUCCUUAUGGUUUCCAGAACAUGGAAAACAUCUUUAUAUUGAAGCUAAUGUCACAGAGAAAUCAACUGGGACGAAAGUCUCCAAGAUUGAUACAUCUACUGUUUUUGCGACAAAUUAUUACAACAUUGAAUUCACUUCUUCUAAAAAUACUUUUAAACCCGCAAUGCCGUAUAGGUUAGAGCUUGAUGUUCGAGAUAUUCUGGGUGGUGCUAAAUCUAAUUUAAGUGUUUACAUCAAUGCAACAUUCACUGGUAAAACAGAGCAGAAGAACUUGGAGAAUGUUGGCAAGUCCGAUUCGAAUGGUCGUAUAUCUCAGAUAUAUCAAAUACCAGAUUGGUGUCAUCAUUUACAAUUCGUAGUGAGUGAGGUGACAACCCGUGAUCCAAAGUUGACUUCACAAGAAAUCAAAUCAUUUAAAGUUAAAGCUUCUGAUGAAAAUAAAAUUUCACUAGCUGAAAAUAUAAAACACCGGGAUACCAGUAAUUUUGAUAUAAAAAUAGCCUAUGAACACAAAGAUGGCAGAACAAUGUUUAUUUUGGUUUCAUCAAAAGGGCAAGUUAUCUACACGACGUCUUUCACAUCAGUAUCAACCGGACAGAGCAAAAUAGAAAUUCCAGAGAUUUUUAGAACCGAGUUAUCGCCCUUUUCAAGGAUUAUAGUAUACUACCUGGAUUCUGAUCAAAAUGAAGUAAAAGCAGAGAGUAUUAUCGUACAUUUCCCUUCACGCUGCUUAGAAGAGCUGAAUUUAUCUUUCUCAUUCGGCCAAACCGCUCUAUUUUUGGAACCUAAGAAACGAGCUGCAUUUAAAGUAAAUGGUGGCAAUAAUAUGAAAGUGGGUGUGGUUAUUGUUGAUAAGGCUGUAUAUUAUUUGAAUAAUAAAUAUACUCUAACAAGAGACAAAAUGUUCUCCUUGCUGGGCAAACAUGAUACUGAUUCUAAAAUUGUACAAAGUGGAGAUGCCAGUGAAACAUUUAAGGAAAAUGGUUUACUAUAUUUUAAUAAUUUUCGUUUAAGAAAACGUUUCAACUAUCCUAUUGGAAUGAGAGGAUUUCAUUUCUCAAAAUUUCAAGAUUUUCAAAAACCUUCGGCGGGAAUAAAUGUUGUCCGUGAUGAUUCUCUGGACCUAAUACCCAUAAAGCAGAUUAGAAAAGAUUUUCCGGAGUCGUGGUACUUUGAAGAGUUUACUCUAUCUGACAAGGGUAGAAAAACUGUUAGUGUAACGUUGCCAGAUUCAAUAACUACGUGGGUUGUACGAGCUGUUGGUCUGUCGUCAACUCGAGGUGUUUGUAUUGCUGAACCUCGAGAAAUCACGGCUUAUAAACCUGUUUUCAUUCAACUCCAUCUUCCUUAUAAGGCUGUCCGAUUAGAACAGGUCAAGGUCACAGUCACCAUGUUUAAUUAUAAAAACCAGCGAAUGAAGAUUAAGAUGAACUAUACUGGAGACGUUAGCUUGUGUUUGCCAAAUCAAAUGUCCACAAUUAAAACAACUCUUAAAGCAGAAAAAUCCUGGUCAACCAAUUUCUUCAUCAUACCCUUAAAAACUGGAGAUCUUACUAUCCGUGUUGGGGUGUGGGACAUUACGAAUCGUAAUAAAGAAAAACUUGUUGAUGUGGUGGAAAAGCAGCUUUAUGUGGUGCCUGAAGGAAAAAGAUUGAGGAAAACAAUAACAUUUGCUCUCGAUCCGGAAGGAAACAAAAUAAGUAGACAAACAAAAUCUACUGAAAUAAAUAUUAGUGAUACGCCCACCAUUAAUCAUACACUUAACGCAGGAGAAAAUACACAAAAGACAGAAGUUGAUUUAGCACUGCCAGUAGAAAUAAUACCAGGAACUGAAGAUUGUGCUAUUCAGGCGUGUGGUGAUUUAAUGGGGGAUAUUAUAACUGGUACUGUGGCGGGCAAAGGUAACAUUUUUGUUUCAUCGUUUCACGUGGCUGAAGAAGUUAUCGGCAAUAUGGCUCCUGUUGUCCACGCUCUCCAAUACCUCAACUCAUCUGCCCUAUUAAAUAAAGAAAUGUAUUUAAAAGGUAGAAACUAUAUUAUGCAAGGAAUUACCAGACUGAUGAAAUUCAGGAAUGAAAAUGGUGGCUAUAGUUUAUAUGAAGAUUUACCCCCUAUAACUUGGUUAACAUCUCUCGUAUUAAAAACAUUGUGUCAUGCCAAGGAUCUGAGUUACGUGGAUGAGGAACUCAUUAAUACUGGUUUUCUAUGGUUGUUAGAUCAGGUAGAUGAAGAAGGGCGUCCAGCAAACGACCAGAUAACUCCAGAGGAUUCCCAUGAAUAUGCUGUUAUUCUAGCAGCCGAGAUAAUGAUUGCUUUAAAGGAAUGUGAGACUAAGGACAUGUUAAAAGAAGAGUAUUUGGAAAGUCUAUUAGGUCUAGAGAUCCGUAUGUUGUCAUUCAUCGAAGAGAAUAUCGACAACGUCAGUAAUUCUAUGGCUUUAUCUAAAAUGGCGUAUGCCCUUCAGUUGUCAGAUAGCCCAGAUGUUGACUGUGUCAUUAAAAAGAUGGUCCGAGCUGGAAAAUCCUCUUCUGGGGAGCACGGUGUAACUUACUGGACAGAACAUCGUGUGUCUGAUGGUAAACCAUACUGGUAUCGUCAAAGUGCUGAUGCCUUUUCUAUUGAAUCAACGGCCUAUGCACUGCUUGUCUACAACCGCCAUAGAAAACUAGACCCCCACUCAUUAGCCGAUUGGUUGAUUCGUCAGAGAAAUGGUCAUGGUGGAUUUAUUAGCCCUAUAGAUACAGCAAUAGCAAUUCAGGCCUUGGCAGAAUUCUCCUCAUUAAAACAUUCAACUACAACAGAUCUUCGUCUUGAGAUAUCAUCAGACUCAUCUAUAAAUUAUAAUCACGUGAUUGCCUUUAAUCAAGAAGAUGCUAUUGAACAGAAAUAUCUAAUGGAUGUUCCUGUAGGAGAAAAGAUUAAUCUUAAAACUAAUGGAACCGGUUUGGGACAGGUUCAAAUUAACGUAGCUUAUAAUGUCCCUACGGCACCAAAUGAUAACUGUAUGUAUGAACUCAAAGUAACGAGAAAGGAGGUCUCUAGACCAAGGAAAAUAAAAGACAACGAGACAUCAUUGUGUAAUUACUGUACUGCUGGCUGUCGUAUAGUCGAUAAAGAAAAGGAUGAAAUUAAUACAAGUGAUCUGAAAUCAAAAGCCAAAAAAGUAUUAAGGGCAAAAAGGAACACGAGAAAUCCAGCUGGCGUGUUUGGGAGGGAACGGAGAAGAAAUCACCGAGAUCGAAAUCGCCGAGGGAGUAACAGACAGAGGAAUGGAGAUCGACAGAGAGGUGGGAAUCGAAGUGGACAUCUAAGAAGAAAUCGUCGAAGGAUAAGGGUUAGAAGACGAGGAAGAAAUUCAAUUUCUAGUGUUACACUAUGUCUAGAGAUAUGUUUACGAUAUCGUGGUGCAUCAAAGAGUGGACCAACAAGAGUUGAAAUAGAUAUGUUAAGUGGAUUUGAACCAAUAAUUGAAGAUUUGAAUCUGUUAAAUUCGUUGAGUGAGGAACGAGUUAGAACAUACAGAGAUGAUUAUGGUUUGGUUACAAUUUAUCUUGAUGAGGUCCCUAACAACGAAACCCUGUGUCUAAAUUUUAGAAUAAAAGAAAAAGCUGAAGAGAUUGUAAAAUUCCGCCAACCAGCAUCAGUAGUUGUUGUACAACCAUCGAAACCAGAAGAAAUAUGUCUACAGAAUUAUGAUUCUGGUAAUUCUGAAGACACAUUACCUGUGUAUUGUAUUGGUGAAGAAAAUCGAUAUAAAGGAGAAUGUACUUGUUUCUCUGGUGAGUGUGGUACCUGCCAUAAAACGUCCAUUGGUAUAGCGGAUCUUAAAGAUAUAUUAUGCAAAACAGAUUACGCCUAUCAAGUUGGAAUAGGAAAUGUAACGCGAAAAGAAUCUUCCAGGCACGUCUCGGCUUCUUUAAAAUCAGCGUCUAUAAAAGGUAAUCACGACAUCAGUGAAGGGAAGCCAUUAUCUUUUACCACAUCGCCAUCUUGUGUAUGUCCUAAUUAUAAAGAAGGGUCAUCAGUAUGGGUGAUGGGAAAGAAUCCAUAUCGAUUUAUAAACCAAGAUAGAGAGGAGAUAUAUCGAUAUAUCAUUGAUGAAAGUACAACAUUUCUCAACGUCACAGCUAUAGACACCCCAAAAUCUACCAGAAAAUCAUAUAUUACAAUUGCUAUAAAUAGUUACGAUAAAGAUUGUGAAAACUGAUUUUUUUUGUCUUGUGGGCCCACACAUCUCAUUGCAACACACGCGUUUUUGAAUGUAUAUGAUGGAAUGGGCACAGCAUUGUUGUCUGGUUGGUUUUAUUCAUCAUGAUGGUUCAUUCAUACAUCACAGUUGAACACGCCUUUGAACUUACUAACACGUCAUAUAUGUCACAUGAUCAAUAAACAUCUAUACUGGAGUUAUCUCCCAUUUUACAGUAACAUGACUAAUAACAUGAUUGCUGGACACAUGUGACAAUCGGUCAAAAUAGAGCUGAUUUUGAUUUUUUGUAAAUUUCUGAUCCUGGAGUAUGGAAAGAUAUGAUCUUUUUCUACCAAAUCAAAAUCCAACCAACUUUAUAUUAAAUAAAAUUGUACUUAAAAAUAUUUCCCCUGACUAGGUAAAUAUAGGGCAAUAUGGCCUUUCUCGACCAAAACCAAAAACAUAUUUUCUAAUACCCCAGUUAACUUUAUGUUAAUCAAAGUAUGGAUUAUAAAUUUUUUCUGGGUAUGGAAAUAUAUGGUCUUUCUCUUUACUGAAGUUCUAUAUGCUUAAAGGACCCUGUCACCGCAUACAUGAAAUCCUAAAUAUUGAACAAUUAAUAGCCCUAGGGCAAUAACACUUACCAUUUAGGGCGAGAUAUAAUAUUAUUUAGACAAGUAUGUUUAGAAGAUUAAGACAACAGCUUUAGGUUACAUAAUGUCUUGACACAACUGUAGGUUAAAUAAUGUCUUGACACCGAUGUUUGUGGAUACAAAUUGAAUAUAAAAAUUGCACCGGAAAUUAAAGAUGCAUUAUGUAAGAACUAAAUCUGCUUAUUGCGGGUCUUUCUUUUGUCUUUACGUGUUAUAGAAACUAUUAAUUAGACUUUUAUUUACACAACAAAUCUAUAAUGAGCUCUCUAGAACAUCGGAUGGUUGAGAUGUAAAUGGAUUAAAACACCCGAAAGAUUUAACAGAUUAACAAUAAAAUGAAUAACCGAGGUUACCGUUGCUAGGAUGAUAAACAAUCAACGUAAGAUCUUGUCAAACUAUAAAACGCUUAUAAUGUCGAGCAGAAUAAAGUAAUUUGAAUGAAAUUUUCCAUAAUCCAAUAUAUUCAUUUUUCAUUAUCUAUAUUUGAACUAUUAUAGCAAGAACAGACAGCUCCUCAUAUAUAAAUCUUACAUAAUGCAUCUUUAAUACAAAUGUAUCAUGACUGGUUGUCAAUUAUUUGUUAUGUCAUCAAUUGCACCGCCUCUAUAUUUGCAUUUUAUUCUGGUGUGUUGCCCUUUUAAUGUUUAUAAUGGUGGAAAAAAAUUGUAUUGCCUAUCUGAAAUAUUAUGUACUGAAUUUUAAGUAAGUCAUUUUAUAAAUGAUGUAAUCACAAUUAAGCAGACAUUUGAUCCAUGUCAAUAUAAUUUAGACCUACCCAUGCUUUGAACAUUAUAUUAUAUUUAAUGUUUAUUCUAUAAACUCUACAAUGUAAAUAUUUAAAGAAUACUUAUAUUUUGUAUUUGAUAUCUAUUUUAUUAUAACAGUGAAAUAAACAUACUAAUAAAUAUUG